CUGAGGCUGAGGCUGAGGCGGCGGCUGGGGAAGGGGCUGAGGGCGCCGAGCCUGCGGCGGCCGCCGGAACGCGGGCGCGGGCAUUCCUGGCAUCGUGAGGAGCGGGCAGGCUCGCAUGGCGGGGCCGCGCGGAGCCGCCGGUUGAGCUCGGCGACGCCGCCGCCUCCUCGUUCUCCUCCUCCUCCUCCUCCUCCAGGCGCGAUGUCGAAUCCCGGUACCCGCCGGAACGGAUCCAGCAUCAAGAUCCGCCUCACAGUAUUAUGUGCCAAGAAUCUCGCAAAGAAAGAUUUCUUCAGACUUCCUGACCCAUUUGCUAAAAUAGUUGUGGAUGGGUCAGGUCAGUGCCAUUCCACUGACACUGUGAAGAACACGUUGGACCCCAAGUGGAACCAGCAUUAUGAUCUAUACGUUGGGAAAACAGAUUCCAUAACCAUCAGUGUAUGGAACCAUAAAAAAAUCCAUAAGAAACAGGGAGCUGGCUUCCUGGGGUGUGUCCGACUCCUCUCCAAUGCCAUCAGCAGGCUAAAAGAUACUGGAUACCAGCGUUUGGAUCUAUGCAAACUCAACCCCACAGACACCGAUGCUGUCCGAGGCCAAAUAGUGGUCAGUUUACAAACACGGGACAGAAUAGGCACAGGAGGUUCUGUAGUAGACUGCAGAGGGCUUUUGGAGAAUGAAGGUUUCCCCAUUUUCAGAACGGUUUAUGAAGACUCCGGCCCGGGGAGGCCGCUGAGCUGCUUCAUGGAGGAGCCGGCGCCGUACACGGACACGACGGGAGCGGCCGGAGGGGGCGGCUGCCGCUUCCUCGAGUCCCCCAGCCAGGAGCAGAGGCUGCAGGCCCAGCGCCUGCGCACCCCCGAGCUCAGAGCUCACGUGCAGACACCUCAGAACAGGCCCCACGGCCACCAGUCACCUGAGCUGCCUGAGGGCUACGAGCAAAGAACAACGGUACAGGGACAGGUUUAUUUUUUGCACACACAGACUGGAGUGAGCACGUGGCACGACCCAAGGAUACCAAGAGACCUUAACAGUGUGAAUUGUGAUGAACUGGGACCUUUGCCUCCAGGCUGGGAAGUCAGAAGUACAGUUUCAGGAAGAAUAUAUUUUGUAGAUCAUAACAACAGAACCACACAAUUCACAGAUCCACGACUACAUCACAUCAUGAACCAUCAAUGCCAGCUAAAAGAGCCCAGCCAGCAGCCUCUACCAGCUCCAAAUGAGGGGUCACUGGAAGAGGGUGAGGAGUUGCCUGCACAGAGAUAUGAAAGAGACUUGGUACAAAAGUUGAAAGUUCUUAGACAUGAGCUCUCUCUUCAGCAACCUCAGGCUGGUCACUGUCGCAUUGAAGUAUCCAGAGAGGAAAUAUUUGAGGAAUCCUAUCGUCAGAUAAUGAAGAUGAGGCCAAAGGACUUGAAAAAGAGGCUUAUGGUGAAAUUCCGAGGAGAGGAGGGCCUGGACUAUGGAGGAGUAGCAAGAGAGUGGUUGUAUUUACUGUGCCAUGAAAUGUUGAAUCCCUACUAUGGACUCUUCCAGUACUCCACAGAUAAUAUUUACAUGCUGCAAAUCAAUCCAGACUCUUCUAUCAAUCCUGACCAUUUGUCUUAUUUCCAUUUUGUUGGUCGGAUAAUGGGUUUGGCUGUGUUCCAUGGACACUAUAUCAACGGGGGGUUCACAGUUCCCUUUUACAAGCAGCUGCUGGGGAAGCCCAUCCAGCUCUCCGACCUGGAAUCUGUUGACCCAGAAUUACACAAAAGUUUAGUCUGGAUCUUAGAGAACGAUAUCACACCAGUCCUGGACCACACGUUCUGUGUGGAGCACAACGCCUUCGGGAGGAUUUUACAGCAUGAACUCAAACCAAAUGGCAGGAAUAUUCCAGUGACAGAAGAGAACAAGAAGGAAUAUGUCAGGUUGUACGUGAACUGGCGGUUCAUGAGAGGAAUAGAGGCACAGUUCCUGGCUCUGCAGAAAGGUUUUAAUGAACUUAUUCCUCAACAUCUCCUUAAGCCUUUUGACCAGAAAGAACUUGAGCUGAUCAUAGGAGGCCUGGAUAAGAUAGACCUGAAUGACUGGAAGUCCAACACACGCCUAAAGCACUGCAUGGCUGACAGCAACAUUGUCAAGUGGUUCUGGCAAGCAGUGGAAACGUUUGAUGAGGAAAGAAGGGCAAGGCUGCUGCAGUUCGUGACGGGCUCGACGCGUGUCCCACUUCAAGGUUUCAAGGCUUUACAAGGUUCUACAGGCGCUGCAGGACCCAGACUGUUUACCAUCCAUUUAAUAGAUGCAAACACAGACAACCUUCCAAAAGCUCACACUUGCUUUAACCGGAUCGACAUUCCGCCUUAUGAGUCAUACGAGAAGCUUUAUGAGAAGCUGUUGACAGCUGUGGAAGAGACGUGUGGGUUUGCUGUGGAAUGAAAAAGCAACCAAAGGAAACAGAUGCUAGCUCAUGGACCACCAAAUCAAAAGCUAGAAGAAGCUUGCUGUGAACUUCCUGCUAAGCUGUCUGAAACAUCUGAACUCUGACAACUUAGAGAUGAGGCUGUUUCCCUUAGGUCGCUGGUGGAUUUGGGGGGGAGGGUCGGGGCUUUUCUUGGUGGUUCCCAACUCUAUUUUCUCCCCUUUGUUACAAUAACCCCUUCCCUCUUCUUCUAUCCUCCCUGAAAUGAAACGCAGCCAAAUUCAGCAUUUGGCUUUGGUUACACAGGAUAUUCUGCUAGAUUUGUAACACAUAUUGUGAUAGGGUCAGCGACCUGUGGGACUUUUUUAAUAGGAGAAUCAAAGUGUAUUUGAGAAUGAGUUUAAUUUGCUGAGGACUUGAAACUGGUAGGUGCACCUGGUUAGUCUGUUUUAAAUCAAGGUUGAGCCUUUGUAGAAUCCAGCAGGUGCAGAGUGUCUGACUGGCACCAGAAUUUGCGUUGCACAUUUUAAACAUCUGUUUAAAAAGUAAACUUCUGGCAGAAAAUACCUCCAUAUGAACACUUAACUGAAAGGUAAAGAAAUCCAAGUUCUGCCUUAGCAGGAAGCUCCCAGUGGAAGCUGUGGCUCACCUUAAGAAAAGUGAAGGAAUCUGGGACAGCUUAAAUGGUAUUGUAUGAUUUCUUUUUGGUUGUCCUGGCUGAAAUCUAAUUGUUUUGCACGUGAAAACAAUUCUUUCCUCCAGCAGAAUUACUUUCCAUCGUUUGUUCAGAUGUAAGUACCUUGCAGAGAAGCUUUGUGAGGAUGAGACAGAGGAUAAAGAUCCAUUCAAUCCCAAAGCUGUGAUUUCUGUGCCACUGUUUUACCCAAGACGUGUUUGUGUGACUUUAAAUUCUAAGACUCACAUGGAAAUCACUAAAAGUCAAGUUAACAGAACAAACUCCUGCUUCAAAUUUUUUGGCCUUGGGAAAGGUUUAUUUGGAGAUUGAGGUGAAAGGGGAACUGUAUAGUGAAUACAUUCUAAAUGUUACAGAAAGCUAUUGGAACAAUUUAUGACUUCAGUUAUGUAGGGAUGAAAAUUUCUCCAGAGAGCCAUAAGGCUAUUUUUUCCAAUAUCUGAAACUAAUAUUAAAAGGUUUGUUCUCUAACACAGGGGAAACAAAAGCAAAUCCAAUACCUGAGUGUCUUGAUUUGAAACACAGGCGUCUGCUAAGGAAGGCAGGAGCCUCCCUUGUAAUAGAAAAUGUAAACCCCUUGCCUCCAAAUUAUUAUAAUUUUAAAAUUAAGGGGCUUUCAGGCAAAGAUAUGAGAAAUAGGAAUAAUGGCUCUUUACUAGUAUAUAUAACAAGGCAAUAAUACAGAAACACUGGCUUAAAGUGACAGAGUCAGGCUAGGAGCUGACACCCUGUUGGUCAGGGUGGUGGUGGCAGCCCAAGUUAGUGGUGGCUGCAGUCCUGAUGAAGUGAUAAAUGUGGUUCUCUUGAGGCAGUGAUCCUGUAGAAGGGUCUGGUCUUCCUCUGAAGGUCUCCAGUGGUGGUUAUGUAGCUCUUGUCCUCUGGGAAUGCAUUAGGUAAAGGCUGUGCUGUUCCAAAUCUCAGAUUCUGUCCAGGUAGGAAUGCUUGGUUCCUCCCCUGGGUGGAGCAUCUCACCAUGGGUGAUGUGAUUUUGUCAGUCAUGCAUUGAGGCUCCGUGGGCCAUUAACAGAAGAUAAUUCCCCCAGAGGGGGUUAUCAGGGAUGUGUCAUGGAAGAGAUAAAGAGCACUGCCCCACUUGGUUUUAACAGAUUGUGAUGGACUACAUACUUUUGGUUACAUCUUACAUUGUAACCUAAGACACUGAAUCACUAACAUUUUUCCAUUUGGCACAUCAAGAUGAGACAGUAUUUUAACAAAUAACAUGGCUUCAGAGAGACCCAGUUAUCUAUCAAACAUGUCUAAACUUAAGCAGGCUUGCUUGUAUAGGAUUUUUUUUUUUGGCAAGCCUGAUUUUUAGAGAGAUUCAUGACUGAACCACUUAACAGAUGUUACAUUAAUGGAAUAGUGCAUUGAAAUUCAGCUGUGGGUAAGAGACUGUCCUUAGGAGAUGUCUACUGGAAUACUUCUAUUUUGUUUUUUUAUUUAAUUGCAUUUGGUAAUAGCUUUAAACUGUGAUAAGACAGAAAGUAGACACUUGUCAAAACCUGGCAUCUUUCUCUGUUUUGUUUGUUUGUGGUUUUCUUUUUGCCAUUGACCAUAAUUCUUGUGAUUUGUUGUCGGGAGUCGCAUGGGAGGUGUAAAAUUGUACCAUAGUGUGAGAUUUGCACAGGGUGGCUAAAGAUGCUCAUCCUGCAGGACUGUACAGGAGAGGCAUGUUCAGCCCCCUGUUCUGUAGGGAUCUUUUGGCACUUGGAGACCAGUUUCUGCAUUUCUGGUUGUUGGGAUGUGCAACAGUUGGCAGACAGCAUCUCUGCAGUCCCAGGCUGAGUAGCAGAGUCCCCACAACCCUGGAUUUUCCAAAUUGCUUUGAAGUCAAACCUGUUCAUAGAGUGUAUUUAAUCCUUUCAGUACGUUUGAAUGUGCAAUAAACCAGUCAGAUAGGAAAAAUGCAAAAUGGAUUAUUGCCCAAAAGCUUUGCAUGCAGUCUCAUGUGGAUUUUUCACUAAAGAAAAUGUAAAAAAACCCCAAAACCCCAGAUACUAAAGCCCACCCCUAAUAGAAAUCCUGUCACACCUGCAGCACAACUGGCUCAGUACAAACCAAGUGAGGUGAAGGGAAAGGCCCCUGAUUUGGAGAUCUGUAGGUCAAAUAGCUUUAUGUCAACGACCCAGUUGACGUAAGAUAGUUCCUAAUGUCUUUGCUAGGUCAGUGUUUUAUUGAAUGCACAAAAUAAGAAUAGGCAAGGAUUGUUGUUUGGAAAAGUCUCUGUUUUUUGCUGUAUUUAAAAGCCCUUGUCAAGGUACCUCCUCCGUGCUGACAGUAACAAGAAUAGGGCACUGUCUUUUAAAUUAUUUCAGUUCUCUUUUCAACAGCUUCACCACCUCUCCCGCCGUGUUGUCUUUGCAAUUUUGUGCCACUUCAGUGACAACAGAGACAUUUUUUGUCUUGUUCUGUACGUGCAUUUGAGGCAGGCCUUAAAGCUGGUUGGGUGGAUGGAAGAACAGCAAGAAGUGAGGCAGAAUGGCUUUGGAGCCAUGGGCUGUUCUUCCAAGGCCAGGGAAGGACAAAAUGCCAACAGGAGUUGGCUUGAGCCAGUGGCUCUCAGAGGUCUGGGAUAACCUCAGCUGUCUGAAUUUGUGUGUCCAUUCCCACUCGCUCUGCCAGCACUUGAACUUGGUUGUUAUUCUCAAACUUGCCCAAAGAAAACCAUGGAGUCCCGUGUUGGUGUUGCCAUUCCACGUUCCAGCGCUGAAACUCUUGGGUGUGACCCGAAGGGAAGACGAGGCACAGCGUGGGUGUCGCUGCUGUGCCACACAAACCCCUCUGCUGCAGCAGCCCUGCCCUGGCGCUGCUCCUCAGCCUCUACUCUACGCUCAGGGAUGUAGGAAACCACCACUCUGCUCGUGUGCUCCAGCAGGAAGCAAGCAGACUGUUGGAUGGAUGGGUGUGAGUGUUCUCUUGGGCAUUAUGUUAGACAAGACCCUGCUCCAAAAAGGCUGCUCCAAGCUCCAGGCGGUGCCAUCAGCUCAGCAGUUUGUCCUCAGUUCAAGUGGAGGUGGUUGUAAAAUCCAACAGGUUUUGUAAAUUACUGAUCCAGCCACCAGGCCCUCUCGAGCCAGUGCCCAGGUUCAGGGCUGUGUGGCACAGCAAAUUCCCAGAAACACAGUAUGGAUCUGGUUUUAAUCUGUUAAUUUUUUUUUGUUGUUGUUAUUGUUGUUGUUGUUCCUCAACCACUUUAUAAUGUAUUUUUUUAAUUUAUUAUUUUGUAAUGUCAUGUUUAAGUAUUGCUGCUAUCCUUGUUAUUCUUCCCACUGUUUUUAUUGCAGAUUUAUUUUGUGGAAGUUGUACACUAAUGUUUCAUUUUAUGUCUAAAUCAAAGUAUUUAAGGAAAUACUAGUUCUAUUUAAUGUGGUUAUGGAACCAGCUGGAAUAAACAGUGAUUGUAUAGUAGGCUGGACCCAGGAGGUCAUGUUCAUUUUUGUUACAUAUGCAAUAAACUCACAACUUUAAACUCUUGGUAGCUACUGUUUUGUUUGUUAAAAUAUUUGUGGGAAUCAGAGGAAAAGAGAGAACAAAGUA
Molecule: messenger RNA, 6629 nt
Organism: Camarhynchus parvulus
Lineage: Eukaryota; Metazoa; Chordata; Aves; Passeriformes; Thraupidae
Gene: SMURF1
Product: SMAD specific E3 ubiquitin protein ligase 1
Exons: 18
Coding region: 202-2415 (737 amino acids)
Biological process (GO): negative regulation of BMP signaling pathway; ubiquitin-dependent protein catabolic process
Molecular function (GO): ubiquitin protein ligase activity; protein binding
Source: RefSeq, a predicted model, not a curated record